CAACACCCCCUCAAUAUGGCCGAACCAUGCACCGUGAAGGACCAUCUCAAGAUGCUGGAAUCAUUUCUGAGUCCAGGCGAAAUAAUUCGUCCUACUUCCCCAGAUUACCAAUCGAAAGUUGAGACCUGGGCUGCCCAAAAACAACUGAACCCUCACAUCGUUCUUCGACCCACAACUGUUGACUCUUUGAGCAAGGCUAUUGCCUACCUUUACUCCACAAAUCUGGACUUUGCUAUAUACGGCCAUGGGUUCAUGUCCGCAUCCGCAAGCGAUGUGUUGGUGAAUAUGUCGGCGUUCAAUGGCUUUCACCUUGAUAGAAAUUCGGAACUCGCUACGGUCGGAGCUGGACAGACAUGGUCAGAUGUCUAUCGGAAGCUGAAUGAAGUCGCACCCGAAUAUGGAAUCGUGGGAGCCCGCACCCCUUGUGUGGGCGUUGCAGGCACUAUCAUCAGCGGUGGCUUUUCAUGGCUUUCUAGAGAGUACGGGUGUAUCUCAGACCCAGCGAAUAUGCUGGAUGCGAAAGUCGUUAAGUAUGAUGGCUCGGUUGUUUGGGCAUCCUCGGAGCCGGAUCUUUUGUGGGCCUUACGUGGAGGCGGAGGUGGCUUUGGCGUCGUCGUUGAGGUUGUGCUGCGAGUGUUCCCUUAUCCGCAGAAUAUUUGGGCUGGCCCGAUUCUGAUACCGCGGGAGCAGCUGGAGGUGACAGCAGAUGAAAUUGCAAGAUUCGUUUCUCGGCCCCUUGACCCAAAGAUCUCCAUGUUUUUAUACGUCGUGAAGAAGCGGUUGCUAAAGUCCAUUGGGGCGGACUCAGAUAUGUUGGUACUUCAUGUUUUUGAUGCCUGCGGAGAAGCGCACGGUCGAGUCAACUUCCAGUGGGCCCUAAACAUCCCCGGAGCUAUUGACCAAACUAAGGUCACUACCUUUGCUGGUGUUGCCGAUUUACAGGACAAGGUGCACAUUGCCAAAGGCACCAUGAAGCAGUUCUGGUCGCCGUUGCUUCUACGAGAACUUUCAAAGGAUACCAUCAUCAACGCUGUUCACUGGUCUGAAGAUAUCGGAAAACUGGACGAAUCGCUCAGUGACUGCACCUAUUUGAUCUUUGAGCUGCUAUGUUCGCGUGACCCUGCGGGAGGAGUAGCCAGCUGCGCCUGGCCACGACCUCAAGGGGUCAAGCAUAUCUUGCUUAUGGGGCCCGGAUGUCCGGCUGAUGCCGGAUGUGACCACGAAGAUCUGGUACGAGAUCUUGCUAUCAAGGCAGGCUCCAGAGUCUUGGGAGAAAACGCAGAUCUAAAUUACCUUCCUAAUGGGUAUGAAAAGUUCUAUGACGCGGAAAAGAUUUGGCGUCCUCAUUUCGCUCAGUUGCAAAAUUUGAGAAGAAGAUAUGACCCACUGGGCAGAUUUAAGGGGGCAGUUACUCACUCUCAUACCUAA
This is a messenger RNA of Aspergillus costaricaensis CBS 115574, 1428 nucleotides long. Its product is annotated as FAD-binding oxidoreductase. NCBI's taxonomy places the organism in Eukaryota, Fungi, Ascomycota, Eurotiomycetes, Eurotiales, Aspergillaceae. Gene Ontology annotation, molecular function: FAD binding. The record is from RefSeq and is a predicted model, not a curated record. The transcript is spliced from 6 exons. Bases 16 to 1428 code for a protein of 470 amino acids.